CUUUCUCUUUUUCUCUCUCUCAUUUUCUCUCGCUCACUCUCGUUUCUAUACCUCUCACUGGUGUGUCAACUGUUACAUCAGUAACAAAUCCACCAUAAGAGAGUCGAAAGAGCUCAAGUCCUCUCUCUCACACACAUAUAUUUGUAAAAUUAUCAACUCUGAAAACUUUUAGAACUUGGACCAUUGCAACCAACGAUGGGAGUGGAACAACCUGAGUAUUCUGAUGCUGAUUUCACAUAUGAUUAUGAAUUAAUCAGAAGAGGUGGGCUGAUCUUUGCAGCUGUUUUGUUCUGUUUGGGCAUGGCGAUCAUUUUUAGCAAAAAAUUUAAGUGUGGAAACAAGGCACCAAAGCAUGCGGACAACGGUGAACUAUGACUUAUCUCCUUCAUUAACCUACACUGUAUGGGGCACAUCAUUUAAUACUUUUACCAAUGGUGGUCAUGAUUUUAUGAUCACUCGAGGUUAAAAGAAUGUAGAUUUUUUUCUAACGAGCAUUGUUACUUUCUUAGAAUUUCUAAGAUGUUGUAGCUACACCAUCACAAUAAACAUUGUCAUCCUAACAAUG
Molecule: messenger RNA, 565 nt
Organism: Triplophysa dalaica
Lineage: Eukaryota; Metazoa; Chordata; Actinopteri; Cypriniformes; Nemacheilidae
Gene: fxyd2
Product: FXYD domain containing ion transport regulator 2
Exons: 6
Coding region: 196-375 (59 amino acids)
Biological process (GO): regulation of sodium ion transmembrane transporter activity; monoatomic ion transport
Cellular component (GO): membrane
Molecular function (GO): sodium channel regulator activity
Source: RefSeq, a predicted model, not a curated record